GGCGACUCGGAGGAGGAGGACACGGGUUUCCUGGAAGUCACCGUCUCUGACAUGAAGCAUCCACCCCCGGAGCUGGGCCCCAUGCCCGAGGGGUUGAGCCCACAGCAGGUGGUAAGAAGACACAUCCUGGGCUCCAUCGUGCAGAGCGAGCGGAGCUACGUGGACUCCCUGAAACGCAUCCUGCAGGAUUACAGGAACCCCUUGAUGGAGAUGGAGCCGAAGGUGCUGAGCGCCAGGAAGUGCCAGGUGGUGUUUUUCCGCCUGAAGGAGAUCCUGCAGUGCCACUCCAUGUUCCAGAUCGCCCUCGCCUCCCGCGUGGCCGAGUGGGACUCGGCGGAGAAGAUCGGGGACCUCUUCGUGGCCUCGUUCUCCAAGUCAAUGGUGCUGGACGUCUACAGCGACUACGUCAACAACUUCACCACUGCCAUGUCCCUCAUCAAGAAGGCUUGUCUCACCAAACCCGCCUUCCUCGACUUCCUUAAGAAGAGGCAAAUGGCCAGCGCUGAUCGAGUCACGCUUUACGGGCUGAUGGUGAAGCCCAUCCAGAGGUUCCCUCAGUUCAUCCUACUCCUGCAGGACAUGCUGAAAAACACCCCCAAGGGCCACGCAGACCGCCUGUCCCUCCAACUGGCCCUCACUGAGCUAGAGACCUUGGCGGAGAAGCUCAACGAGCAGAAGCGCUUGGCCGACCAAGUUGCUGAAAUCCAACAGCUCAGCAAGAGCAUCAGUGACCGCAGCAGCCUCAACAAGCAGCUGAGCUCAGGGCAGCGGCAGCUCCUGCUCUGCGAGACGCUGACGGAGACGGUGUAUGGCGACCGGGGGCAGCUCAUCAAGUCCAAGGAGAGGAAGGUUUUCCUGCUCAACGACAUGCUGGUCUGUGCCAACAUCAACUUCAAAGGCCAGCUGGAAAUAAGCAGCCUGGUGCCCCUGGGUCCUAAAUAUGUGGUGAAGUGGAGCACGGCCCUCCCACAGGUGCAGGUGGUGGAGGUGGGGCAGGAGAGCGGCGCCUACGACAAGGACAACGUCGUCAUCCACAACGCCGGCGCCAAGAAGCACGCCCCAUCUGGGCAGGCUUCACACAAUAAAGUCUACCUGGGGCCGCCGCGGCUCUUCCAGGAGCUGCAGGACCUGCAGAAGGACCUGGCGGUGGUGGAGCAGAUCACGCUUCUCAUCAGCACCUUGCAUGGCACCUACCAGAACUUGAACAUGACGGUGGCUCAGGACUGGUGCUUGGCCCUGCAGAGGAUGAUGAAGGUGAAGGAAGAGGAGAUCCACUCUGCCAACAAGUGCCGCCUCCGCCUCCUGCUGCCGGGGAAGCCGGACAAAUCUGGCCGCCCCAUCAGUGUCAUGGUGGUCUUCAUCACUCCAAACCCCCUGAGCAAGAUCUCCUGGGUGAACCGCCUGCACUUGGCCAAGAUAGGACUGCGGGAGGAGAACCAGCCGGGCUGGCUCUGUCCUGAUGAAGACAAGAAGAGCAAAGCUCCUUUCUGGUGCCCCAUCCUCUCCUGCCACAUGCCUGCCUUCUCCAAGGCCCUCGAUCUGCAGCUCAGCACCGCAGUGCACAACCCUGUGCAGUCCUCUCUGCUGGGCUUCUCCGCCGUCAGCACCUCUCUGCCGCAGGGCUACCUCUGGGUUGGGGGAGGCCAGGAAGGCGCCGGGGGACAGGUGGAGAUCUUCUCCCUCAACCGUUCCGUGCCGCGGACGGUGAAAUCCUUCCCGGUGACUUCCCCGGUGCUGUGCAUGGAAUACAUCCCCGAGGGGGGCCAGGAGGAAUCGGGGGGCACCCAGGAGCCCCGACCCCUCACCGAGCAGCUCCCAGCAUCCCUGCAUCCCACUGUCUGCCUGGGGUUACGGGAUGGCAGCAUCGUGCUCUAUGGCAGCGUGGACACGGGGACCCAGUGCUUGUUGACCUGCAAAAGCCCAGGAAUGCAGCCUGUCCUCUGCUUGAGGCACAGCCCCGAGUACCUCUUCGCGGGGUUGCAGGAUGGGACCGUGGCUGCCUACCCCAGGAACAACGGGGGGCUGUGGGACCCCACGCAGCAGCCCACCCGCCUGGCUGUGGGUGCCAGCCCUGUACGAGCCCUCCUGACCCUGGAUGAGACCCUCUGGGCCAGUUGUGCCAACCAGGUCACUGUCCUUGAUGCCACCAGUCUUCAUGCCCAGCAAACCUUCGAGGCCCACCCUGACACGGAGGCCAGUGUCACACACAUGAUCAAGGCUGGCAGUGGGGUCUGGAUGGCCUUCUCCUCGGGGUCCUCCAUCCGCCUCUUCCACACCGAGACUCUGGAGCAUCUCCAGGAGAUCAACAUUGCCACCAGGACCACCUUUGUCCUCCCAG
Merops nubicus (carmine bee-eater) is the source of this 2338-nucleotide messenger RNA. It is a transcript of the gene ARHGEF10L, whose product is annotated as Rho guanine nucleotide exchange factor (GEF) 10-like. The record is from RefSeq and is a predicted model, not a curated record. Gene Ontology annotation, biological process: SREBP signaling pathway; positive regulation of stress fiber assembly; actin cytoskeleton organization. Gene Ontology annotation, molecular function: guanyl-nucleotide exchange factor activity; protein binding. The transcript has 17 exons. Lineage: Eukaryota; Metazoa; Chordata; Aves; Coraciiformes; Meropidae. Gene Ontology annotation, cellular component: cytosol. The annotation marks the transcript as partial.